Molecule: messenger RNA, 1479 nt
Organism: Blastomyces gilchristii SLH14081
Lineage: Eukaryota; Fungi; Ascomycota; Eurotiomycetes; Onygenales; Ajellomycetaceae
Product: transmembrane transporter
Exons: 8
Coding region: 1-1479 (492 amino acids)
Biological process (GO): transmembrane transport
Cellular component (GO): membrane
Molecular function (GO): transmembrane transporter activity
Source: RefSeq, a predicted model, not a curated record
AUGGAAGGGGAGAAAACACCAAACUCAACCGCUACUUCCAUAGAAUCGGCUGAAAAACAUACGAAUGCUAGUGAACAGCUUGAUCCUAAAGCUGAGCAGCGAUUGCUAUGGAAAUUUGACCUCCACAUUGUCCCUAUCCUAUUUAUUGUGUAUUUCUGUGCCUUCAUGGACAGAAUCAAUGUCGGCAAAGCCUUGAUCGAAGGCCUCAUAGAGGAAUUGAAUAUGAAUAGCACUAGUGAUAUUCGCCUUGCCCUGCUGAUCUUCUUCGUUCCAUAUAUCAUUUUGGAAGUUCCUAGCAACAUUCUUCUUAAGCGAGUUGCUCCCUCGACUUGGAUUACUAUUCUCACUUUUUUCUUCGGUCUUGUGACUGUGUGUCAAGGAUUCGUGAAAUGCCCGAAGGGGCUCACCGUUUGCCGAUUUCUCCUGGGUGUUUUUGAAGCUGGCCUUCUCCCAGGAUUCAGCUAUCUUAUGAGUACGUACUACAAGGGGCACGAAUUCCAGAAAAGAUUCGCUGUUCUUUUUACGUCUGGAAUGGUUGCAGGUGCUGUCGGGGGACUUCUAGCGUUUUCAUUCGCCAAACUCGAUGGUGUGGGAGGAUACUCAGGAUGGCGAUGCAUAUUCAUUGUUGAAGGCCUUAUGACGAUUUCACUGAGCUUUCUUACGAAGUUCCUCAUCGUGGAUUGGCCUUCUAAAGCAUCGUUUCUCUCGGAAGAGGAGCGAGUCAUGGUUGCAGCACGCUUAAAGGAGGAUAUGGGUUCCGCAAAAAUGGACAAGCUUAACCGAGAAUCUUUGCAAAUCAUUGUCAAGGACUGGAAAAUAUAUAUGGGGGCGUUCAUAUACUUCACCAUCAAUACCUCUAGGUAUUCGACAGCUCUCUUCAACCCUACUAUUUUAAAUCCGUUUGGGUAUGACGCCUCACAAUCACAAGUCCAUAGUAUACCUAUUUGGGUGGCAUCCGCGGGCCGCGACCAUUCUUACGUAUCCAUAAGAGUCAAACACAUGGCACUCUUCAUCGUCAAUAUUGGUGUAUACGUCGCUCAACCUGUUGUCGUCGUAUGGGUCUCUAACAACUUAGCCGGUCACUACAAACGUGCAUUCGGGAUCGCUUUCCAAAUUUCUGUUGGUAAUAUUGGUGGUCUCGUGGCCAGUAAUAUGUUCGCCCCGAAUGCUGCGCCUCUCUUCAAAGCAGGAUAUGGGAGCGCUCUGGCUUUGAUAUUUAUUAACAUCCAAAAUAACGAAGUCUCUGGUAUUGCAGCCGUGGUAUCAGAUCAAUGGGCUUUCUCCGCCCAAGCAAAGUUCUCACAAUGGAGUGCCAAGAACCAGCUGCCAGAUAAAUAUGCAGCCUCAGAAGCAUCAACUGUAUGUUUCCAACGGAGUGUCGGUCAAUCUUUGCGAUAUCCGUCACUGAGUUUAUGGGGUAGCCCAUUAUCCGAUGGGAGGAUUGUCGAAUUCAACGAACCAUCGUCGAUCGAACAGUGA